AUAGCCAAAAUUUUGACGGUUUUCCCAAAUAUAGCCACUUUUGGCUAAAUAUAAAAAAUAACCAAUUCCGUCCAAUUGUUUGACGGUGUUAAUUAACGUGCUGACUAGACUAACAGCAGUGGUUGACGUGGCAUAUUUUAUUAAAAAAUAAUGUUAGAUGGAAAAUAAUUAAAAUUUUAUACUUAUAUUUUUAAUCAAAUUAAAUUAAAAAAAUAAAAAAAAUAAAUCUAUUUCUCCCCACCACCACCUCCUCUUCACCUUAUCAAUACUUCCUACCAGAAGCUUCCUCUUCUCCAAUCUCCACCAUGCGAGCUCUCAAUCCAUCUGCCCCAUUCACCACCUUCCUCCCGUCAACCCUUAGCAGAGGUUCGAAGACCCAAUCCCUGCUCUGCCUCUCCAAAUCCAAAUCCACCGUCCACUUCGAUUUCCUCGCCAGUUCCUCCGCCGCCCCAUUCAAAUCCCUAGUUCCUCUUAGAUACUCUGUUCCUGCCUACUCAUCGAAGGAUCUCUCCUCUCCAGUCCACGAUUCCUCCGCUGCAUCUGUCGUCUCCAGUUCGGGGAAGUCUCAGAAGAAUCGCCUCCGAGAUGGGGAGACUCUCUACGGACUCUUCUUGCUCAGCUUCUCCGCUACCCUCGCUAAAAUCGCCGGCCUCGCGGGUGACGAUUUCGUGCUCGUCGACAUGGAGCACGACCCCAGCAGAAUCACCGAGGCUUUCCACUGCAUGCGAGCUCUGGCAGCCACUCGUAUCAAAUCCCUAAUCCCCAAUCCCCGCCGCCACCAAACUUCCACAAAUCUCCGCCGCCGUCACCUCUCCGCACAUCACAUCCUCAUCCUCACCACCAACGAAGGAGAAUCGAGCGCAAGUAGAUCCCUGCCCGCCGCUCGGCUAUAGGAACCUCGUCCCCGGGACGAGAUCUCUUCAUCGUCGGUGGCACGGCGGUUCCACCUGCAACUUUAAGCUUGUGGCUGCCGCGGGGGUUGAGAAUGGAAUCAGGCGUGGAUGGAUCAAGUGGAAAGAGACGGUGAGUCAAGUUUGACCAUAAAAUUGGUUCUUCUUCUCCGCUAGCUGCAACAGAGGAGGAAGAAGAUGGGUAGAGCCGAGAGAGGACCCAGAGUGGAAUCGAUUCUAUCGGCGAGAUCCUAGGGUUGGAUUCCAGGUUUUGAAUUGGGUCAUUUUUUAGGAGGCAUCAUUUUCUGGAUUUACUGGUCGGAGGUUGAAGAUGAUGGUUAGAGGGCUUGGGUGAAUGAAAGGGUGAGAUAGAU
This is a messenger RNA of Linum trigynum, 1264 nucleotides long. The record is from the annotation of a GenBank genome assembly. NCBI's taxonomy places the organism in Eukaryota, Viridiplantae, Streptophyta, Magnoliopsida, Malpighiales, Linaceae.